This is a messenger RNA of Choloepus didactylus (southern two-toed sloth), 4121 nucleotides long. RefSeq names its product metastasis associated 1 (gene MTA1). The record is from RefSeq and is a predicted model, not a curated record. NCBI's taxonomy places the organism in Eukaryota, Metazoa, Chordata, Mammalia, Pilosa, Megalonychidae. Gene Ontology annotation, biological process: double-strand break repair; negative regulation of transcription by RNA polymerase II; response to ionizing radiation. Gene Ontology annotation, molecular function: histone deacetylase binding; transcription coactivator activity; transcription corepressor activity. The coding region runs from base 365 to 2644 and encodes 759 amino acids. Gene Ontology annotation, cellular component: NuRD complex; nucleoplasm. The transcript is spliced from 12 exons.
CUCGUCUGUCCGUCCGUCCACCAUCCCUCACUCACUCCCCUGCCAUCCCUAAUCUUUCACUCGCUCGUUGAUUUCUUCUACAUUCCACAAAACUUGGAAUUUUUAUAAGAAAUUGUAAAUAUUUAUAAGAAAUAAAUAACAAUGUAAUAUUCAGUAUAAACUUAGAGCUCAAGCCCAGGAAGAGUAAAUCGGGUGAAGUCCAGGACCCAGCAGGGAGGUGGGAGCGGUGAGCCCCGAGGGCAGCUCGGACACAGCCCUCCAUCUGCCUGUCGCCCGCCGGCCGGGGAGGGGCUGCGGGAGCAGAGCCUCGAGGUGCUGGAAUGAAGGAUGAAACCCUGGAGGCCAGGGCUGGGCUGGGGGGUCCAUGCACCUUCCUUGUUCCAAAAGCUGGGUCUCUGUGUUCUCUUCUAGGACUAGACAGUUCCAGUUUUUACACUCACAUUUUAGAUCCAUCUGGAAUUUAUUUUGUGCACACAAUUUGGAGCAGUGGUCCUGCUCUGUCUACUCCCGAAAUGCUACCUGUCCUGCCAGCUCCGCACCCGUGAGGCUUCGAGCGGUUCCUAGACCUGCUUUCUCCCCCUCGACCUCUCACAACAGAUAUUUUUGUCCCCAAAAACUUAGUUACCACCAGUUUAUACAGAAUUCUGGUGGGACCUUCACAUGUGACAUGGGCCUUUUUUGGAAGCUCUUCAUUACGGAGCUUUCUGGAUACACAGAGCUGGAGAGCAGGGUGGCCGGGCGCCCAGGCGAGGAGGAUGGCCGCGACCAGUCCAAGCUGGAAACCAAGGUGUGGGAGGCGUAUAACCCCCUCAUCGACAAGCAGAUCGACCAGUUCUUGGUGGUGGCCCGCUCUGUGGGCACCUUCGCGCGGGCGCUGGACUGCAGCAGCUCCGUCCGGCAGCCCAGCCUGCAUAUGAGCGCGGCCGCCGCCUCCCGUGACAUCACCCUGUUCCACGCCAUGGACACUCUGCACAAAAACGUCUACGACAUCUCCAAGGCCAUCUCGGCGCUGGUGCCUCAGGGCGGGCCGGUGCUCUGCAGGGACGAGAUGGAGGAGUGGUCGGCCUCGGAGGCCAACCUCUUCGAGGAGGCCCUGGAGAAGUAUGGGAAGGACUUCACCGACAUCCAGCAGGAUUUUCUCCCAUGGAAGUCCCUCACCAGCAUCAUCGAGUACUACUACAUGUGGAAGACGACGGACAGAUAUGUCCAGCAGAAACGCUUGAAAGCAGCCGAAGCAGAGAGCAAGUUGAAGCAAGUCUAUAUUCCCAACUAUAAUAAGCCAAAUCCAAACCAGAUCAACGUCAACAACGUCAAGGCGGGCGUGGCGAACGGCACAGGGGCGCCAGGCCAGAGCCCUGGGGCCGGUCGGGCCUGCGAGAGCUGCUACACCACACAGUCUUACCAGUGGUAUUCUUGGGGUCCCCCUAACAUGCAGUGUCGUCUCUGCGCAUCUUGUUGGACAUAUUGGAAGAAAUAUGGUGGCUUGAAAAUGCCCACCCGGCUCGACGGCGAGAGGCCGGGACCCAACCGCAGUAACAUGAGCCCACACGGCGUUCCGGCCCGUAGCAGCAGCAGCCCCAAGUUCGCCAUGAAGACGCGGCAGGCCUUCUACCUGCACACCACCAAGCUGACGCGCAUCGCCCGGCGGCUGUGCCGCGAGAUCCUGCGGCCCGGCCACGCUGCCCGUCACCCCCACCUGCCCAUCAACAGCGCAGCCAUCAAAGCCGAGUGCACGGCCCGGCUGCCCGAGGCAUCCCAGAGCCCUCUGGUGCUGAAGCAGGUGGCACGGAAGCCCUUGGAAGCCGUGCUCCGGUACCUGGAGGCUCACCCCCGCCCCCCCAAGCCCGAGCCCGUGAAGAGUGCGGCCAGUGUGCUCAGCAGCCUGACGCCCGCCAAGGCAGCCCCCGUCAUCAACAAUGGCUCCCCCACCAUCCUGGGCAAGCGGAGCUACGAGCAGCACAACGGGGUGGACGGCUCCGUGAAGAAGCGCCUCUUGAUGCCCAGUAGGGGUAAGGCGGGGGCCGCUCGCGCUGUCGGCCGGCCGGGCCCCUCCCUCUGUGCCUGCCUGAGCCCACGUGGGGGCAGCUGCUUGGAGGCGGCAGCCUCACCCCGGCCUGCCCGUCCCCUGCCCGCCACCCCAUCCCGGCCUGUCCUGUCCCGGCUGUCUGUCCCCAGUGUGUCCCCCGCCCCUCCCUGGCCCCCCCCCGAGGCCUGGCCUGCAUCCCUUGCAUGCUGUAAGCACCUGCUCGGCUUCCCCCGCGCUGGGCCUGCACCCUCCUGUGGGCGUGUCUGCUGGGGCGGGGGUGGCAUGGGGUGGGAGGCGUCUCCUCACAGGCCCCGUCUCUCCCAGGGGUCCCGGACCGUGGUUUCGUCAGGGUGGGGCGAGCUGAGCAGGCAGGGGCCACGGUGUCCAGACCGGAGAGAGCGAGGGGGUCCAGAGGGGCCAGAGGGGUGUGAGGCCCUGUGUGGGUGGCUGCACGGGGCUGGGGGCCCCUCGGCUGAGUGCGUGGGGCGGGCUACAGCCUGCUGGGGGUCCUGCCCCCUGCACCAGGCAUGGGAGCGUCUGCUGCAGCACAGGGUGCCUCAGUGUGUUCCCUUCGCGGGGCAGGGGGCAUCCGGGCACACACUUGGGUCUUCCGAGUGAAAGAGAGGAGGACGGAGCUCUGCUGUCACUGGCACCUUCACUCGCAGCGGGUGUCCACGUCAGAGGGGUGGGGUCCAUUGUCUGAGACGGGGGCACAGCCAGAGGCCCCGGGCACCUCGGGGAGCGUCUGGAGGAGGGACCCAGGACCCCAUGUGUAGCCCCCAAGAGAAGCUGGACUGGGGGUGCUGUUCGUGCCCCAUCCGUGCCCUCUGCUGCCUCCCUCCUGGGUGGUGUCCUCUCCGUGGGGCCCAGGGCAGGCCCCCCAUCAAGGGAGCCCCCAGCACACCCCACCAGGCCUGGCGCCGCUGCUCCAACGGCACUGGGCAGCGUCCGAUUCAGGCUCUGCGUCUUUUUCAGUAGACACUAUGGAGCCUCGGCUGUGGUUUUUUAAAGUGCCGUUAAAAGCUGAGUUCAAGUCCACGUAGUCUGAACGCUUUCCUUUAAACCAGGGCCCCGGGGGGUGGCAGGAGGGGUGCAGGGCCCAGCCCCGGGCUGCGUGGGGACGCCAGCCGUCGCCUUUUAGCUCUGAGACCUGUUUUCUCUCUUCUGCCCGUCCGUCCUCCCGGUAGGAACUUACCUGGGUAAGUAGCUGCUGCACCGAUGGCUGCUUCCCGUCCUUGUCCUGGGCUCCCGGGCCGUGGCCCCGUCUGCCCCGUCGGAGCCCCCAGAGCCUGGUUCUGCUCCUUUCGGAGGCUCCACGCUCGGCAGAGAAGGCUGCGGGGGGAUGAGGGCUGCCUGCGUGGAGGUCGGGUUGAGAGGGGGUCCUGCGCCCCAUCCUCUCCAGGGGUCUCUCCUGCCGGGGCUGGGCCGGUCCUGGGAGAAGCGCCAGCUGCAGCCGAUGCCACGUGCGCGCAUGUGCUCGCUCGCGCAGUACACGCCUGCCCGCUCAUGUGCUUGGUUACGUACACUCGCACGGGCAGGGCCGUGGCUGGGGCGUGGGGGAGUCCGUCCACUCCCCCUGCCCGCUGGUGCUGACAGAGCAGACGAGCUGCCGGGAGUCGGGGCGCUCGGUGCCCCGUGGAGCCCCGCAGGGGAGGCUGUGCCCGGGGCUCGGUGGCCUCUCCCCGAGUCCCUGGCAGGGCUGCCUCGUCUGCCUGGUGGCUCCCAGCCCGCCGAGCGUGUCAAGGUGGCCGCCCUGCUCCUCUCUUGAGAGCUGCCACCAGCACCCCCCCCCCCGGCCGGCCCGAGAGCCCCGGGACCGUGGGGAAGCAGUGUCAGCCACAGUGCAGGGUUUCACUUGUCGUGGCCCAGAGGGGCACGGGGCUCGGCAGGGCCUUCUCGGUGAGACCUGGGAAGGCUUCGAGCCCAGACGCAGGUUCCCCCAGAGCCCCUGAGAGCUUCAGGGCCCUGGGGCUCCCGGUGCGACUGGGGGGUUCUUGGGCCCCUCCCGGGCAGGGGCUUGGUGGGGAGAUGUGGGCCCAUCUCCCCGCUCUCUCCGUCCCUAGGUCUGGCGAACCACGGACAGACCAGGCACAUG